Molecule: messenger RNA, 424 nt
Organism: Ctenocephalides felis (cat flea)
Lineage: Eukaryota; Metazoa; Arthropoda; Insecta; Siphonaptera; Pulicidae
Product: serine-threonine kinase receptor-associated protein-like
Exons: 3
Coding region: 107-424 (105 amino acids)
Biological process (GO): spliceosomal snRNP assembly
Cellular component (GO): SMN complex
Molecular function (GO): RNA binding; protein binding
Source: RefSeq, a predicted model, not a curated record
CACUUCAUUUGCAUGUCGUGAAAUUUGUGUGGUGUUUGUUAUGACAUUUGCUUGUUUUUUUCUUAACAAAUAAUUUUCAAAUAUCCGUUAAAAAUUACAUGUUAAUAUGUCAAAUUUAAGGCAAACGCCAUUAACCUGUAGUGGACAUACUCGUCCUGUCGUUCACUUAGAUUUUAGUGAUAUUACCGAAUGUGGUUAUUUUUUAAUAUCGGCUUGUAAAGAUGGAAAACCUAUGUUACGACAAGGUGACACUGGAGAUUGGAUUGGAACCUUCCAGGGACAUAAAGGUGCCGUCUGGGGUGUUGCAUUGAAUUCUCAGGCAACUCGUGCUGCUACUGGUGCAGCAGAUUUUACUGGUGAAUUUAUUAAAAGCGCUAUUUAUAAUAGUGAAUAUAAUGGUCAUAGCUGGGCAUUAACUCGUUAA